ACCGCCAUGUUUUUUUUUUACAAGUCGACGAGAAACGGAGCUAACGUUACUUUACAGACAUGUAUGCAUCGCAAAUCCUUGAUUUAAUAUGAAGUAUAGGCAGCUUUCAGCAUUACUUACCAUCGGCACAAUGCCUGACUUUUUCGGGGACUACUAAAGGUUGUUUAGAGCAGUUUGUAGAGCAUCGGGCCAUCGUAGAUCUUUGGAGAUCAUGGAGAAAGUGGAGGUGUUUGAGGUUGUGAAAGUGACUGAGGAGGUGGAGAGCUACUACAGCCAAAUGGAGGUGACCACCCAAAAAAAGAGGAAGAGCAAAGCUCAAGAAGACAGUGUUGAAAAACCUAAGAAACCUAGGUCUGCCUACCUGCUAUACUACUUUGAUGUUCAUCAGAUUAUGCAACAGGAAAUUCCUAAUCUACCACAGUCAGAGAUCAACAAGAGAAUCAGUGAAAGCUGGAAAAGGCUCAGCGUAGCUGAGAAAGCCUACUAUCUGGAGAAGGCCAAGUCUGAGAAGGAGGGCAUAGACACAUCGUCUCUCACCCCCUCCAGAGACCUGCCAGGCUUCCGCAAAAUCCUCCCCAGAGCCAGUUACUUUCUCUUGUCUAAAGGCUGCUCCUCAAAUCAGCAGCUGGAAUGCUCUCAGCCAGAGAUGAGUGUGGAGUCUCUGGACACUCCAGUGGAGAGAGGCCUGCCUUCCAUCUCUCUCACCCAAGAGCCCCAGUUCACACCUCUUGGUUUGGCCGGUGAGGUGGAGCUCUCUGAGCUGCCCAUUGUUGUCGAAGACAUGGCAGAGGAAACAACUGUGGCGUCUAAUCUCACGGUCCCCCGAGGAAUCCCUCCUUCCUCCUCCUCCUCCUCUGUCUUAUGCAUAGCCCCGGCCUCCACAGACACCCAUGUCUCACAGGGCUCUGCUGGCCUUACAGCAAAUGGAGUGACACUGAAAGGAAAGGAGACUAGAGUUGCUGGUAGUGGUUAUGGGGCGAUGGUACAGAAGAUACAGGGGGAAACUACACAGGUGGUUGCCAUCAUACCCACCCAGAACCUGCUAGAGCCCAAGUCUUUGCCAGGUGUCAGCUCUGUGGGCCCAGUGAUGAUGGUCUCUGUAGGAGCCAGCAUAGAACAAAGUGCCACUCCUUCCUAUAAAAUGUCUGUGAAGACAUACACCCGGAGAGGUCGUGGGAGGUGUCUAAAUCCUGGAUGUUCAUUUGUGUAUGUCACCCGCCACAAGCCACCAACGUGCCCUGAAUGUGGGAGCCACUUGGGUGGAAAAUGGAUACCUGCUGCAAAGAAGACACAAGAGAAAGUAGCCGUGUCCAAUAAAUUGCCACAGAAAGCUGAAACCAAGACGAAUGCAAGCUGCCAACCCACACCUCAUCCUGCUCAGGAGGGGAAUUCUGAUGUCCGUAAAACAAAUGCCACUGGGAGCAAAAAAGGGCAAGUUAAACAGUACUCCAGAAAGCAGUGUGCAGUUCCAGCUGGAAAGCCACCAGAGGGCAGCAGCACCAAGGAGCAGGAACUAACAAAAUUGUUUGUGUUUCUAGGCCAGCCUUUGUUCCAGAUCAGAACUGUUCACCCUGACAAAGGAAAGUUUCAGACUGCAAACAACAAUAAAUCAUCCACUGUGCCUCGAGAGAGUUUCACGGGUCUCAAACCUAGCACUUUAAAGCAGCUCGGCCAGACGGGCCCGACAACCGCAGUCAAGCAGGAUUCUUCUGUCCCAGCAGAUGGAAGCCAGGCUGUGUCUUCAUUGGUUGAUAGGAGAGUGAAUAUCCUGUCUGUCGUGCCUUUCAAACAACACACCGUUUCCAGCUUUGAUUUGGGAUUGUCUACAGCACGAGGAAGGGGUCGGUGUAAGAACCCGUCCUGUGACUAUAUGUAUAAGAACAGACACAAACCUGCAGUUUGCCCUAAAUGUGGCUGUGAGCUGACCCAGAAGAACGCCAAGAGAGCAAAGUCUGGGACUCUGCUCGACCCGUACCAGGCCCUGAGUCCUGCUCAGAAGGACAUCCAGCGCCAAAAUACCCUGCAGUUACUGCACCGUUCCCUUCAGAUUCCCGAGAGCGAGACUGAACUUCAGGAAACGUUGACCCUCAUCCAGGAGCUCAAUAGUCUCCAGAUCGUCUUGGUUCAACCAACUGGCCAGGAGCACGAGGACGGCGUAGAGGCUGAGACGCUGGUAGAGUCCGGGUGGCCUCAGUUCUAUGAAUCAGCAGCUACUCACUGUGGUCUGUGUAACUACCCUCUCUUCAAAGGAAGUCAGAGUACCAUUGCAGGACAAGAGGACUGCUGGCUGCUUACUGAGACACUGAUCCAGACAGCCACUCUUCAGCUCAAGGUGUGUCUCAACGUUCAGUGUCUGGCUCUGCACAGCUUCACUGACCUGCAUCCAGGUUUGUUCAACAUAGGCAACAGACUGCUUGUUAGUAUCGACCUAUUCCUGAAGAUCAGGUCCAGUAUCAAACUGGGCCAACCCCCCUAUCAGGUAGCAAGGACCAUACUAGACCACACCCCCAAUCACCCUGCGCAUGCUUUGAGUCCAGAGGAGUUAUCUCGAAUUCAAGAGCUUCUCCUGAAUGGCUACUGGGCAUUUGAGUGUCUGACAGUGCGCGAUUAUAACGACAUGAUCUGCGGCAUUUGUGGUGUUGCUCCCAAACUGGAGAUUGCACAGCGAUACACAAGCAACGUCCUGGAGCUAAAGAAUGUGGAGUUUACCUGGCCUAAGUGUUCAGUCUCAGAUGAGGUGAACGUGGAUGGCUUCUGGCUGACCAUGGAAAGUGAGGCUAUCGAGCAAGCAACUUUCCCCACUGACAUCCCUAUCACAUGGGUGGAUGCUUCUAUCAUCGCUCCCUUCAUUCCCCCAUUGAUGAGGAGUCCCACCGUCAUCAACACCGAGAAGGACAAGGUCCUGUCACACACACAGCAGCCCUCAGGAGAUCCAUCCGUUUUGGUGCGUCUCAUUCAUGAUGGUCAGCUGAGACUCGACAAGAUUGAAGAUCACAGUGAGGAUGAGCUGAGAACUAUACUGGACCGCUGUGGGGCGAGCAUCACCCCAGGCUCCACUAAGAAUGAGCUGCUGGCCUCCCUGAUCUCCUUGUACACACUUGUCCAUGGUGGCCUCCCCACGGCCCCACAGCCCCCUCCACACCUCACCGCUGGCAAGCUGUCCACGGUCUGCCCCCACAAGGUGGUGUGCGGCUCUAAGUACUUGGUGAGAGGAGAGACAGCUCGAGACCACGUAGACCUGCUCCUGUCCUCCCGCUACUGGCCCCCAGUCUAUGUUAGUGACUGCGCCCGUAAAGUGGCGCUCUGUGCAGACAUGCAGUACCCAGAACAGGCAACCCAGAUGUGGGGAAGGAAUCAAGGCUGCUUCUCUGACCCUUUCGAAAAGCCAGAGUUUGUGUCAUGUGCUGAGCUACAAGACCAGCCGUACAGCCCUGACCUGUCACUGGUAGCAGAGAACCAGCAGGUCCACCCCAUCACCAAAUCACCUUGUUGCUGGCUGGUUCAUCCUCCUGAAGUAGCCCAGGAGCCUCCUGCUCUUCCUUCAGAGCACCACUCAAUGGCCCUCUGCAGAGAUCUGGAGCCCUACGUCAGCCUGAUGGCUGAGCUGGAGAAAGAGCAGGAAGGGGAGGAUGACGAGGGGGCAGAACAGAAAGAGCAGACGGAACAAGCUGAGAAUGACUCUGCAGAGAACUUGGAGGACUGUUACUCAGUAAGCCGUGCACGCCGGCAACCUGUGGUUUUCAACAACACAGCUUGUUACUACCUUUACAACCGUCUGGUAGAUUUCCUCACCAGCAGAGACAUUGUGAGCCAGCAGAUCAACCAAGUGGUGAAUGCCUGCCAACCUGGGGAGGUAGUGAUCAGGGAUGCUUUGUACCGACUGGGAGUGGCGCAGAUCAACACAGAGAAAGAGGAAGAUGAAGGAAGUGGGGUGGAGGGACAGACACAAGAGGGAGGGACAGAGUCCUAUGAGGUUGUGCUUCCUGAAUAGAAAUGUUCAGGAUGGACAUUUAACAUGUAGGCAGAGGGAUGGACUGAAUGUAGAGAUGGCUGCAUGCAAAUAAACAGAAAUGCAGAUGAUCAGAGGGACAGCCAUGAGGAGAGACGCCAAGUGCUACCAGAAGGAUCCGAUAAUUUGGACAUGGUGCUAUCCUCAAUUCAGUGUUGCAGACAAGAGUACUUUACUCUUAGACUAGCUUCUACAUCAGAUCAUUUACUCAGCUGUACUUUGUUUUACUGAUGUGAUGAAAUAGGCUGAAUAAUGAUAAAGUGGGUUAAGUUUUUGCUGAAAAUUGAGCUUAUUGUAGGUAGUGAGAAAAAUAAUCAGUAGUGAUAAAGCUUUAGUGCGUAACUUUUUGAUAUUAAUAAACGUCCGUUACAUUCAAGGCAUUGACAAAUGAGUUGCUACAAAGCUAAUUAAGACUAUCAGCUCCACACAACUCUCU
This is a messenger RNA of Perca fluviatilis (European perch), 4445 nucleotides long. RefSeq names its product HMG box domain containing 3 (gene hmgxb3). NCBI's taxonomy places the organism in Eukaryota, Metazoa, Chordata, Actinopteri, Perciformes, Percidae. Bases 212 to 3991 code for a protein of 1259 amino acids. The record is from RefSeq and is a predicted model, not a curated record. The transcript is spliced from 21 exons.